This is a messenger RNA of Malania oleifera, 1886 nucleotides long. Its product is annotated as aldehyde oxidase GLOX1. Lineage: Eukaryota; Viridiplantae; Streptophyta; Magnoliopsida; Santalales; Ximeniaceae. Bases 22 to 1770 code for a protein of 582 amino acids. The record is from RefSeq and is a predicted model, not a curated record. The transcript has 3 exons.
UGAAUUAGAAUAGGAAGUUUAAUGGGCGUCUUGCUUCGAGCCAUUUGCCUUCUGCCCUUGCUGUUUGCUCCUUCCUUUGGCUUCUUCAACCCCUUCGCCCCAAUCUUUGGCGGAAGGUUCGGCGACGGGAUCGGCGGCAUAUUUGGCAACGGCAGCCAGCAAGGUGCGGUCCCCGGCGACGGGAAUGAGUUCGAGACCCUGUCCAUCGGAGAAUGGGAGCUGGCGACGGACAACGCCGGGGUCUCUGCCAUGCACCUGGUGUUGCUCCCCAACACCAACAGGGCGGUGAUGUUCGACUCCACCAUCUUCGGGCCGUCCAAGGUGGCGCUGCCUAAGGGCCGCUGCCGUCCCAUCCCCGAGAGCAAGAAAAAGGAAGUCGACUGCUGGGCUCAUUCCGUCGAAUACGACCUUGAUUCCGGCGAAGUUCGUCCCAUCUUGGACCUGAAGACGGACACGUGGUGUUCUUCGGGAGGGCUUAUGACGGACGGGACAUUGGUGCAGACCGGCGGGUGGAACGACGGUGGUCGGGCCAUGAGGUUCCUCCGGACUUGCGAUGACUGCAACUGGAGAGAAAAUACCGUUGCACUUACAGGCCAAAGAUGGUACGCGACCCAGCAAAUGCUGGAGGACGGCAGCUUCGUGGUGGUCGGCGGGCGGCGAAUGUUCAGCUACGAGUUCUUGCCGGCGGAAGGCAAACGCAACACCAAGAACAUAAAACUCCCCUUCCUUCAAGAAACCAGCGACGUAUUCGAAAACAACCUGUACCCCUUCGUCUUCCUCGCCCCCGACGGCAACCUCUUCAUGUUUGCCAACAACCGCUCCAUCCUCCUCGAUCCACACAAAAACAAGAUCCUCCGCGAGUUCCCCGUCAUGCCCGGCGGUUCCCGCAACUACCCAGCCUCCGGCCAGGCGGCCCUCCUACCCAUCAAGCUCUCCCCCGGCUCCGACGACAUCACCGAAGAGGUACUCAUCUGCGGUGGCGCCCGCAACGACGCCAACUUCUACGCAGAAAAGAACAAAGUCUUCCUGCCGGCGCUCCAGACCUGCGGCAGAAUGGAGAUCACCGCCAAAGACCCCACGUGGGCAAUGGAGGAGAUGCCCACACGGAGAGUCAUGGGCGAUAUGCUCCUCCUCCCCACUGGCGACGUCCUCCUCAUCAACGGCGCCCAAGACGGCGUCUCCGGCUGGAAUCUCGCCGAGGAGCCCAACUUUGCUCCGGUGCUUUACCGCCCGGCGAAGCAGGGCAUCGACAGGUUUAGGGUUCUGAAGCCGUCUACAAUUCCGAGAAUGUACCACUCGUCGUCGGCGGUGCUUCCUGACGGCAAGAUUCUGGUGGCCGGGAGCAACACCAACUCGAGGUACUCCUACACCGGCGUGGAGUAUCCGACGGAGCUGAGGGUGGAGAAGUUCUCGCCGCCGUACUUGGACCCGGCUCUGGGGGUGCACCGGCCGGAGAUCGACGAGGAGAACGCGGAGAAGAAGGUUUCGUACGGGCAAAGGUUUAGGGUGCCGUUUAAGUUAAUUGAGUUCGGAGUAGACAAGGAGGACGUGAAGGUGACGAUGUACUCGCCGCCGUUCACGACACACGGGUUUUCACAGAACCAGAGGUUGGUGCAGCUAGGCAUGUUCGAUUUGUUUCAGGAGAUAGACGGGUACAAUGCCGUUGUAGAGGCGCCGCCCUCAGGGAAGGUGGCGCCGCCGGGGUACUACCUCAUGUUCGUGGUCUACCGCGGUGUACCGAGCCCUGGGAUUUGGGUCCAGAUCAAGUAAGAAGGAAGGAAGGAAUUGUGAAACUGUAAUUGAUUAUAUUGUUAAAUUGAAGCGAGCUUAUCGAUUGAUUUUUCAUCUACUCCACCUUCCUAACUCUUGAUCUGUUGGAUUUCCUU